AUGUUUGUCGAGUUGACCCACUCGUUCGCCUGCGGUUCGACAACGUUCCGCUUGCCCACGAUCGCGUGGUGGAUCUUCAGCUGCUUGUUGCUGCAGGAGGUGAUCUCCGUGGUUGGAGCGGGCCAUGAUCCACCACCGCCAUCGAAUCGACCAACGCAACUCGAGGACAUUGAGCGCGAUAAUUUAAACAGCGAGCGACAGGUGUUCAAGAAGGAGGCUAUCGCUCAGCAACAGCACCCACAGGGAGCAAGUUCGACGCAAAGCAACAACCACUACUCGCUGCAGAUCCAGCACCAUCCGGGCAGUACGGCGGCGGUUCAUAGCGCCGUUAAAUACGUGACUCCGCUUCCGGCACCGCAACAGCUUUCCUACACGAAAGAGCAAUCAGUGACUCCACACUACUUCAAUCAUCAACCGCAGCAUCAGCAACAACAACCGCAACAGUUUCUACAUUAUCAGCCUCAACUGCAACAACAACCCGUACCGCAAGUGCACGAAGAUCACUCAACCUAUACGGUUCCAUCACGGCAAUCACUUCUGCAGCCCGUGAUCGGUGGUGGUGCACCGUCCGCUCCUUAUCUAACUCCCCAGCCACAAUACGUGUACGUGCAGGCGAGACCAGCACAACUCCAGCAGCAAUAUGCUUCCGGUCAGAGUUCCAGUCUACCGCAAUCGCUGCUACACAUUCUGCCACAAAACUCCCAGGCUUAUAUCAUGAUACCGACCCAGUACUACCAGCAGCAGCCAUCACACCUUCCAUCAGCGGCCACGGCGGUAACGGCGGCCGGUGGCAACAACCCCUCCGAAGCGCCAUCGUCGGCACCACACUCCGCCCAGCAGCUGGCUGCAUACGUGAACGAUCCAGACAACCACAUCGAAACGUAUUCCCACGGUGAAACUGGAGCACAAUCACCGGCCGCAGCACCGGUCAACUCGAUUCCCUCGGGUCCAUCCGCACAGACCCAAUCUACCUCGCCGGCCCCGGACAUUAUCUAUGCUUCGUCCUCUUCGACGCCAGCACCACCACGUCACCAAUCACCUUCGUCCGAGUUUUCCAUCGUGAAGAGCAUCGAACAACCGAUCUACUACUCACAUGAUCUCCCACACCUACCACAUACCCCCGCUACGGUGUAUCCUUCCUUGAACCAUCCGAACAAUGGGAUUCUGAACUACUUCGGUGUACAGCAUCGCCCUCCGACCAGUUUGCUCGACUCGUACGUACCGAGUGCGCUGCAGCUCCACAAGAACCAACCGGUGUUCGUGCCGAAGAAUCGUCCAGCGCCGGUUUCUUUCUACCAACCAGGUUAUCCUUUCAUUGCUGGCCCCCACCAUCACCAGCAUCAGACAUAUCCGGUCAAUCCAUUGCACACGACCAUCCUUCAGCCAGCGGCCGGUCCCUUCGGUCAUCAGCAUCAAGUGCAAGCGCCACAGAUCGCCCAUGGACCGCUGGGUCCGGUAGCAACGGCUCCGGCUUACAAUACGAUCGCCUACUCAGUUCCACUAGCCUUCACCAAGACCUCCGCUCAGUACAAACGAUCACCGGCGUUGUUCAGUGUAGCCGGCUUCCUACCGAAGCUACCAGUGGCACUAGGAGCCACGACCAAGCUGCAGCCAUCGAAGCCUCUUCCAUGA
This is a messenger RNA of Anopheles aquasalis, 1632 nucleotides long. RefSeq lists its product as uncharacterized. The record is from RefSeq and is a predicted model, not a curated record. NCBI's taxonomy places the organism in Eukaryota, Metazoa, Arthropoda, Insecta, Diptera, Culicidae.